AUGGUUAAGUGCAGUCCAGCGAUACUCAAGAAGUGCAUUCCGAAUCUCCUUUGUUCCCUUUUCUGUACAUUUUUCUCGAUUUGGGGAACGCUGUUCCUUGUUGUGAUUCUUGCGACGUGUGACAACUACCCAGUCAAGAAGGGGAAACUUCUUGACUUUACCGCAGACGAUUUUGUGACACUAAGAAUUCAGACUGGUAUUGCUGCAGGAUUUUAUCUUCUUUUUGUGAUCGGAUGUGGAAUUUGGUCUGGGAUUCAAAUCUUUAAGAAGAUCAAGACUGGGAAUAAGGUCGAGUAUUAUUGA
Messenger RNA from Entamoeba invadens IP1, 303 nucleotides. RefSeq lists its product as hypothetical. The coding region runs from base 1 to 303 and encodes 100 amino acids. Lineage: Eukaryota; Evosea; Mastigamoebida; Endamoebidae. The record is from RefSeq and is a predicted model, not a curated record. The transcript is spliced from 2 exons.